Molecule: messenger RNA, 1117 nt
Organism: Guillardia theta CCMP2712
Lineage: Eukaryota; Cryptophyceae; Pyrenomonadales; Geminigeraceae
Exons: 4
Coding region: 7-864 (285 amino acids)
Source: RefSeq, a predicted model, not a curated record
AGAUCAAUGUCGUUCCUGUGCUGUGCCUGCAUAGAUCAAAGUGAGAGAGGUAUCGUCCAGUCCUGCGGCAAGUUCUCUCACAUCCUCGACCCGGGAUGUAGCAUCAUCCUGUGGCCCAUCCAGACUGUCGACGGAGUCAGCAUCAAGGUGACGCAGAUCGACGUCAACACCAACACCAAGACCAAGGACAACGUGACGGUGACUGUGACGUGCGCGAUCCAGUACUCGGUGAACCCGUUGGAGUGCGACCAGUACUACUUCAAGCUCCACAACCCGCACAUGCAGAUCACAGCCUACGUUGAUGACUGCAUCCGCUCUCAGAUCCCGACGAUGACGCUAGACGAGUCUUUCGAGGCCAAGGAGUCGAUGGCGAACGCGGUGAAGGCGCAAGUCGCGUCUUCCAUGAAGCCGUAUGGCAUCGAAGUGCACCAAGCGCUCAUCACCAACAUGCAGCCAGACUCCACGGUGAUGCAAGCCAUGAAUCAGAUCAACGCGGCUAGGAGGAACCGAGAGGCUGCGAUCGAGAAGGCAGAGGCAGAGAAGAUCCUGCAAGUGCGAGCAGCAGAGGCGGACGCGGAGGCGAAGCAUCUGUCAGGCAAGGGUACUGCGAUGAUGAGGCAGGCGAUCACGGAUGGCUUCAAGAACAGCAUCGAGUCGAUGAAGGAAUCGUGCGGGCUUGAGCCACGAGAGGUGGUGCACAUGAUGCUUGUGACGCAGUACUUGGAUGUGUUGAAGGAGUUCGCACAGUCUGGGCGGGCUACGAUGGUCGUUCCCCAUGGACCUUCGGCUGUUGGCGACAUCGAGCAGCAAGUUCGGAAUGGCUUCAUGCAAGCACAGAUGAUGAACCCUAACAGCAUGCAUUAAGCACAAAAAUGUCACCGAUCGAGUAGAAGCUCAUCGAUGUCUUGUAUGCUCAGCAGUGUGGAUUUAAGUUUGCGUUCGGAAAUCAUGUCGGUUCCGGAUACCUAUUUUCUGUGAAUGAUUUGAUGAGAUUGUAGUCCUUGAAACUUGCUUGUACAGACAGCAAGAAAGUUGUUGUGUUAUCCUGAUGGUUGUUUCACGAUUAUUGUAGGCCUCUUAAUUUAUGACACAGCUCUUAAAUAUUAUCGUAACUUGC